Molecule: messenger RNA, 1089 nt
Organism: Brettanomyces nanus
Lineage: Eukaryota; Fungi; Ascomycota; Pichiomycetes; Pichiales; Pichiaceae
Gene: DBP3
Product: RNA-dependent ATPase
Exons: 2
Coding region: 1-1089 (362 amino acids)
Biological process (GO): rRNA processing
Cellular component (GO): nucleolus
Molecular function (GO): RNA helicase activity; RNA binding; ATP binding
Source: RefSeq, a predicted model, not a curated record
AUGUCAUUGACUUUAGGAUUUGGUAUUCCAGCCGUCAACCAUGUUGUUAAAUCUGGCAGUCAGGAUUUGAAAGUGUUAGUUAUUUCUCCAACUAGGGAAUUGGCAACGCAAACCUACGAAAAUAUGAAAGAGUUAACCGAUGCUGUUGGCUUGCACUGUGUCUGCAUAUAUGGCGGUGUUCCUAAAGAAUCACAACGUAGAGAAGUGAAACGGUCUCAGUGUGUGAUUGCAACUCCAGGAAGAUUACUAGAUCUUAUACAGGAAGGCUCGAUCAGUCUCAAACAAGUGGAUUAUUUGAUUUUGGAUGAGGCAGAUCGUAUGUUAGAGAAAGGAUUUGAAGAGGACAUCAAGAAUAUUGUGUCGCAAACGAAUGCACAGCGUCAGACUUUAAUGUUCACAGCUACCUGGCCUAGAGAGGUGCGUGACUUGGCAUCCACAUUUAUGGAUCAGCCGGCUAAAGUUUCUAUCGGAGAUCGUGAUGAGCUUUCUGCCAAUAAGAGUAUUAAGCAGAUCGUGGAAGUGAUAGAUCCUAGAGAGAAAAAGACCAAGUUGCUGCAACUUCUCGAUAAAUAUCUUGUCGGUAGCAAGAAACAUGAUAGGAUUUUAAUCUUUGCCUUGUACAAGAAGGAGGCGGCUCGUGUUGAGAGGGAUUUGACCUACCACGGCUACGAGGUGGCAGCAUUACAUGGAGAUCUCAGUCAGGCACAACGUACGCAGGCUUUAGACAGUUUUAAGAGUGGUAAAUGCAACCUUAUGUUGGCAACAGAUGUGGCAGCCCGUGGUUUGGAUAUUCCAAACGUGAAGGUAGUGAUCAAUUUGACCUUCCCCUUAACUGCUGAGGAUUAUGUCCAUAGAAUCGGUAGAACUGGUAGAGCAGGACACACUGGUAUUGCACACACUUUGUUCACCAUUGAAGAAAAGCAUCUUGCCGGUGCUUUGAUGAACGUUCUGCGAGCAGCAAAUCAACCUGUUCCCGAUGAAUUACUUCAAUUCGGUUCUUACACUAAAAAGAAGACCCACAGUGCAUAUGGUGCUUUCUAUAAGGAUGUGGAUAUGCAUGAAAAGGGAAAGAAGAUCAAGUUCGAUUAG